AUGAACAAGGCCAACAUUGCCCGCUCCAAUACCGGCUGUCCAUGUAGCGUCUCGGCAGUCAUAUCAGUGACUCACGAAACUCUCGUCUGCACCAGUAUCGUCUUUUGGACCGUGUCGAUACAUCACCACAGCUCCCCACGCUUGAACAAGACGGCCAUGAUACAGAAGAUCUCUGCGGAGAAGCCUAGAUGGCAGGUGCCACCUGUCACAGCCACCUAUAUAAGUAGACUUAGACACAGACAUCACCUACCACGACUUAUGCCCUAUACGCGCGGCACGCUAGACUAA
Messenger RNA from Pseudocercospora fijiensis CIRAD86, 288 nucleotides. RefSeq lists its product as uncharacterized. NCBI's taxonomy places the organism in Eukaryota, Fungi, Ascomycota, Dothideomycetes, Mycosphaerellales, Mycosphaerellaceae. The record is from RefSeq and is a predicted model, not a curated record. The transcript has 6 exons. The coding region runs from base 1 to 288 and encodes 95 amino acids.